AUGGAUGGACAGGCAAGGUGUAACAGUCAAAAAAAGGGUAAAGCAAAGGCAUCUCAAUCUGUUAAAGGGAUACCUGAAGGUAGUAGCACGUAUUUUGAAGAUGAAGGGCUGCAAGAUGUUAUGUUGGUACAUGAUUUGAAGGUGGAUGCACAUGCUACAGAGUUGCUUGCAUCAGGAUACUCAGAGGAUAAGGUGUAUCAUCUACUAUAUGAACAAGAUUUAUAUGUUGAAGUUUUGGCUGAAGUUCCAUCUGUUCUUGAAACUGUGCAUGAAGAAGUUCCACAUGUUGAAGUUUUGGCUAAAGUUGACAUUGUACCAGAAACAGAGGAUGAAGGCAUUGUUGAGAUACCACCAUCCCAAAGGUUGAUGAGAACAAGGAGGCCUUCAGAGAGAAUUACUAAAAUUCAGACUGGAAUGAAGGUUGUUGGAAAGAAGGUUGUUGGACUAGGUCGAAGUAGGUUGGACCCUGUUUCUUUGGAGUAG
This is a messenger RNA of Lactuca saligna, 483 nucleotides long. The record is from the annotation of a GenBank genome assembly. NCBI's taxonomy places the organism in Eukaryota, Viridiplantae, Streptophyta, Magnoliopsida, Asterales, Asteraceae.